AUGGCGCCAACAGUAGAGGAAGAAGUCUCAGAAGACAUUGGAUUUAAAUUACAAAAGACGGAAUAUAAACUUUAUGAUUCAUUGAAUUUGAGUUCGCUUUCCUAUGUCCUAGCAAAACCAUUGAAUCUAUUAGCAUUGCACAACAAACUACUAAUAAUUGCGUCUUCGAAUUAUAAAACACUUCAGUUUGCUUCAUUAGACGACUUUACGAAAAUUGACCACGUUGACGGAGAUUUUAAAAUUACUCAAUUGUACUUUACAAACUCAUAUUUUUAUAUACUAAAUGAUGGAAAUAUUCAGGUGUUAACAACUGAGCAAGUGGAAAAAAAAGACUUUACAUUCAAAACACUCGCAGAAGGUAAUUUUAAGAGUAUUUUACCAAUAAAUGGAUCAAGUGAACAUGAAUAUCUUGCGAUAAACAAAAGCAAUGACUUGUUUCUUGAUAAUAAACAACUCGCGUCAAAUGUAUCUGCUUUCACCUACACAAAUGAACCAGUAUAUUCGACCAAGGACCAGAAAUUUGAAAUUAUGGGCAAGAAAAUUGUAUUUGGCAAUGUCGAUAGUAGCGGUAGCGAUAAUGAUAAGAACAAUAAUAAUGAUGAUGAUGAUGAUGAUGAUGGUGAGGCUAUGAAGGAAGAACUUGCAGACCACGAAGUGGUUUCUCUCACUUCAUUAGGUUCAAGCCCAAACUCAUCCUCCUCAACCAUUCUUAUCGCAUUUGAUCUCAAAGAUGCAGAGUUGGAUGAUCAUGAUAUUCGCACUUUUGUUCUUUAUCUACAAGACAAUGGCUCACGUUAUAUUGCUUCAGAAAUUGAAAUAGUACCAGCUUACAGCUCUGCUCAGCGAUCGCCAAUAUACUACCACGCUUCAAUCACCAAUUGGUUAGCAAACACAAAGUUUAACAUCAUCACGUCAUCAUUAUCGACCGAUUUGGGUAUAUUGCAAAAUUCAACUGCUCCUUCCUCCUCUUCAUCCUCCUCAACGGACUUGAUAAUUAUUACACCAUCGGAAGAUACUAAUCGUGCACAAUUCCCCAUAGACGAUGACACGGGUGAUGAUAUAUCUCCCAUAGGGAUGUGCAUUUCAUUGAGCGAUGUAAAUACAAAAGUGGACGAUCCUUGUAUGGGGGUGGAGGAUGUUACUGGGAAAUUACCCAGAGUUAUUUGUUUGAUGGAUGAUGGAUGCUUAAUAGAGUGGUGGAUCUUUCACAGACAUGGGAUCAUGAAUGAUGAAUUGUCUUUGACCAGGGCAUUGAAGGCAAGUGAAGUGAAGGCAAGUGGAGUGAAGGCAAGUGAAGUGAAUGGAAACAAAGACAAUGUCGAAGGUGGUAAAGUUGAGCAGAAGAACCCAUUUCUGUCAAGUGGCAAUCCAUUUGGAUCAUCUACAUCUGAUGCAUUUAAGAUUCCAUCCAACAUGACUUCAGCAGUUGAUAAAAAUAAAGACAUUACUGGUGGAUCUUUUGGAAACAUAGGAUUCAACAACACCAGCACAAAUACGAGUGCAAACACUACCUCAAAUACUGCUUCAAAUACCAAUACCAAUGCCAAUACCAAUACCAAAAUUGAGCAACCAACGUCAGGAGCAUUUGGCUCUACCGGGUUUGGUCAAGCAGGAUCUGGUAGCGGAUUUGGUCAAACAGGAUUUGGUCAAGCGAGUUUCGGAAAGAAACAAACACAAACACAAACUGCAAACAAGACAACACUGACUAUUAAAACGAGCUUUUCCAAAUAUAGUAACCAAUCGACAAAUGGAUUUGGGAGCGUUAAACAAGGUGAAUCGAUAUUUAGUGAUAGCAACAAUGAUGAUAGAUUAGGACCAGACAGUUCAACAUUGUCAUCACCAUUUGGAAAAAUAAAGUCGUCAACAUCAUCACCAUUUGGCAAUGUAAAGUCGUCAACAUCAUCACCAUUUGGCAAUGUAAAACCGUCAACAUCAUCACCAUUUGGCAAUGUAAAGCCGUCAACAUCAUCACCAUUUGGCAGCUUGGGAGAUGCAAAAAAGAAUGAACCAUCGCCAUUUGCCAGUCUAAAAGAAAACGUAGACAACUCAAAGUCAUCAUCACCAGGAUCGACUGAUUUUAAUUUUGGAAAUAAUGAAUCACCUUUUGAUUACAACAAGAAUCCUCAACUAGGGGCUGAUAAACAAAAGGAUUCUGAAGUGCAAUCAGAACCAUCACAAAAUGUAACAAGAGAUACAUCAUUUGCAGAAUCUGUUGAAUCCUUGAAUAAUGGUUUCUCGUCAACUGGUUUUGGUACAGAAGAGGAGGAGGACGAGGAAGAAUUCGAUGAAGACGAGGACGAAGAGGAAGAAGAAUACAGUAGAGACGAUGACGAAGAAAAUGAUGAAGAAGAAGAAGAAGAAGAAGAAGAAGAAGAAGAAGAAGAAGAAGAAGAAGAAGAAGAAGAAGAAGAAGAAGAAGAAGAUAAAAAGACUCCUCAUUUCGGUCCCACUACAACGUCCAGUACAUCGCCAUCUGGCUUUGGUUCAAGUAUGGCAGAUGAAUUGUCUUCUCUUGCAGUACUGGAAAAGAUUAAGAGUGAAGAUAAAAAGUCACAAACAAAUUUACAAGAGUCAAAAGCUUAUAAAACGGAGACUAAGGAUAAAGAGGAAAUAAAAGAAUCAACACCAAAAGCGGAGGCAGGAUUGGAAGCAGACCCGGAGGUAGACUCUCCAAUUGGACCUGUUGAUCCCGUCGAAUUUUCUGUUUUUGAUGGUUUUGUAAAUGCUCAGGCUGGUACCGGAAACCCUAUUGCUGACAAAAUCAGAGAUAUAGUUGCUGAGACACAAGGUCAACUGCAAGUGCUCAACACUAACAUUCAGCUGGUGGCAAAUUUUAUUGAUGCUCACGAACAACCAGGUAAGGAUGGUUAUAGAGUAUCGGAGGUGGAAAGUCUUGAUUGUAACCAGUACAACUACACAAAAGAGAUCCAGUACCUCAAACAACAAAUCAGUAAAGUAGACGAAUUGAUCAAGACUAUUCAGGACUCAGAGCAUAAUAAAAUCAAACUCGAUCGCAUGUACGAUCAGUUAUCAAUUUUGGAAAGAGGUGUACUGCAGAACCUGAAACUUUUGAAGAAUCGGCCACUUGACGUCAAAGACGAGCAAAUGCAAUUGAAAUUGAGAGCAAAAUUGAAAAAUGUUAAAGAUUUGGAAGAUAAGCUUUUGCAAGUGUUGAUGCCGAUCAAGGCUAAAAAUUCAUUGAAUGCAACUACUGUCGCAAACAUUGAGAAGGUGUUGUAUCAGCUUCACGACCAAGUGUUGGAGAAAAAGAACUCAGUGGAUGAUUUGAUUGAUCAGAUUCAAGAACUAAAAGUUGGAAACGGUGCGGGGUCUGGAGUUGUUACCAGAUUUGUAGGAGGCGAAGGUGAAGAAGCGCAACUGGAUGUGUCGUUGCUGAUGCUGGUGAAUAGAGGAAAAUUGGAAUUGAGAAGGAGAUUGAGACAGUUGAAUUCAUCUAGUAUGAAGCAGAUAGCAUUCUAG
Lodderomyces elongisporus is the source of this 3480-nucleotide messenger RNA. It is a transcript of the gene NUP159, whose product is annotated as FG-nucleoporin. Lineage: Eukaryota; Fungi; Ascomycota; Pichiomycetes; Serinales; Debaryomycetaceae. Gene Ontology annotation, molecular function: protein binding. The transcript has a single exon. The record is from RefSeq and is a predicted model, not a curated record. The coding region runs from base 1 to 3480 and encodes 1159 amino acids.